This is a messenger RNA of Pelobates cultripes (western spadefoot toad), 393 nucleotides long. NCBI's taxonomy places the organism in Eukaryota, Metazoa, Chordata, Amphibia, Anura, Pelobatidae. The record is from the annotation of a GenBank genome assembly.
AUGUCUAUCUUACCCAAACUACAGUACCUCUUCCGUACACUUCCCCUAUCACUCCCUCUAGCUUACUUUAAAGGUGUUCACAAAGACAUGUCCAAAUUCAUCUGGGCAGGCUUCAGACCUAGAGUGGCCAUGAAGGUGUUCCAAGCUCCAACAAAAGAGGGAGGCCUUGCAGUCCCCUAUAAAAAGACUUACCACCACGCCUCCAUACUGGCCACGGUGCUGCCUCAUUUUCUCGGAGGCCCCAAGCCCCAAUGGGUGGCCACAGAUGGUAAUUGGAUACUGCCCUUCAACCUCCCAGCAUGUUAUGGCUACUUAAACACUCAGGCCACCCUUAUCGUCAGCGCCGCCUCAGAUUACCUUAACUCUCCAGGUUUGGGAUACCUGCAGGUCUAG